This is a messenger RNA of Paramecium primaurelia, 1160 nucleotides long. The record is from the annotation of a GenBank genome assembly. NCBI's taxonomy places the organism in Eukaryota, Ciliophora, Oligohymenophorea, Peniculida, Parameciidae.
UCAUAUAUUUUAGAUAAUAAAUAUUAAUAAAUGAAAGUCACUCUUGCUAUCUUGUUGUUAGUAAGCAUUGCUUCUGCAACAUCAACACAUGAUCAAAUUAUGGCCUUACUUUAAACAGGCACAAAAGCAAUGGAUGCCAUUGAUACAGUGUUUGGUUUAUUGAAUGAUCUUAUUCAAUCAAAUAAAGAUGCUUAAUUUGCUGCAGAUUAAAAGAAUGAAACAGAUGAAUGGGUUGGUGCACAGUAAUUUUAAAUUUUAAAUAUAGAACAAUUGAAUAAUUUACAAAGAUCAAAUCACUCAAUUAAAAGUUGUUCUAAUAAUCAAUUGAAAACAGAGUUCAAUUUGAAUAAGAUUUAUAAGACACUAAGAAUUAUCUUGCUUGGAAUGAAUAAAGAUAAGAUGAGAUUACAAGAAAAAUUGAUGUUCUUCUUGAUGAAUAAUGUCUUAGUAACUAAUUAUUUGUGAGAUCAAUAAAACAAAAUAGAGAAGCUCUUGAAGUUGUUAGAGUACUUAAGCAAGAUGUUGCUGGUUACAUUAUCAAUGGUGAUUCAUUUGAAUUAGUCCAAGAGAAAACCACAAGUGUUGCUGAAAAACUUAAAGCAUACAGCAAUCUUUUCAAUGAAUAAGAAAUUAAAACAUUCUUGAAUUUAGCUUAAACCUAAUAAGAAGAAGGAGUAAGUAGAGGAGCUACAUUAGCUGAAAGAGUCCUUGCAGUUCUUGAAUCACUUGAAACAAAUCUUUAAGCUUCCCUUGAAGCUCUUGAAGUUAAUGAAAUUAAUGCCUCAUGGGAAUUGGCUGGAUGGGUUUCAUUGAGUGAAGCAGAAGUUGCAAAUUUGAAAGUUGAAUAUGAAAGAAAAUAAGUUUAUGCUGACAGAUUAGCAACUGUAAAAAUUAGAUUUUAAUAUAUUAGUAAAUCUAAGCUGCCUUAGCUUAAUAAGCAAAAUCAAAGAUCAUUUUACAAGAAUCCCAAGAUGCUCUUGAUUAAGCCUAAUCAGAUUUAGAAAACAAGAGAGCUGAUUAUGCUGAAGCUAAAGCAAAGAGAGAUGAGGAAAAUGCUAUCUUAGAAGAGGUUAUCAUCAUGUUCAAGAAAUAAGUUGCUUCAUGGUCUGGAAGAUGAUGAAUAUAACUAAUAAAGUUAUUACAAAAAAACAGCAUUUUGG